CCCGCACCUUGCUGGGCUCUCCCCGCACCUUGCCUGGCUCUCCCCGCACCUCCGGUUUUCAGAUGGGCUGCCCGAGGCUGUCGGGAUCCCGGGGAGGUUCGCCCGAUCCACCCGACCAAGUAAUCCUGGGCCCACUGAAGCAGAAACAGGCCGCAAGUUUUGGUGGCAGUUCGCCAGCAUCCUGUAAACUUUGCUUAUGAUCGUUUUGAGCGUUGCUCAAUCCCUGGGGGAACUGUUCAAAAGAUUUGGUCGUUUUCCUUUCGAGAAGUUGACAAAGACUUCCUGCAGUAAUAUGUGCGCCAACCUGCGUUUAUGUGAAGGAGCAGCGGGGCCUGGCCGGAAUUUUCACUCUCUUGAAAUAGCCUGAAGUGUCUCAAAGCAGUGUAAUAGUGGUAUUUUGGAAAAUUGCAAGAGAAAGUUGUCCUAGGAAAGUUCGGCGUUAUGAGAUUUUUGUAAAGCCUCGGAUAAAACUUGAUUUCAAGAUGUUCUUGCUUCAUGGUAUCUGGAUUUGGAAACACGGCGUGUUCUUUCAAAUAUUAACAGUGGGUUGCAACAGAACGAAGGCCACUGAAAUUCAGACUAAGUUUUUGGCUCUAGGAACAGAAAGUUAAAGGGACCGACAGUAAGUUCAAGGCCGCUGAAAGCUCUCGAGAACAUUUUCAUUUGUUGACUUUGAAAUUUGUUUAGUUAAGGAGAGGAAGGGCUAAUAGGGCGAUAGCCUGCCUCAAGCAUUUUGGACGACGGGCGUGUCUGGAUAGUCUGAAAUCAGUCAAACAGGCUCUGACUGGCCCAACCUGCUUUACUUAAGUGAGAGAUUUCGGAGCACCUUCACUGGAGAGGAUUCUGAGAGAAAUGAAGAAAGCCAUCAGAAAUGAAGUCAGUAGCCUCAUGGUCUUCUGUUAACUGGACUGGAGUCUCAUUUCUGCACUUCCUUGAAAGGACCCUCUACAUGACCAACACGAUGUCGGCUGAGGUCAUCCAUCAGAUUGAAGAGGCACUUGAUGAUGAUGAGAAGGAGAUGCUUCUUUUUCUGUGUCGGGAUGUUGCUGCAGAUGUGACUGCAUGUAAUGUCAGGGACCUUUUGGAUAGUUUAAAUGAGAGAGGAAAGAUGACUAUCAUGGGCCUGGCUGAGCUGCUCUACAGAGUAAGGCGGUUUGACUUGCUCAAGCGGAUCUUGAAGAUGGACAAAAUGACCGUGGAGGCCUACCUGCUCAGGCACCCUCAUCUCAUUUCAGACUACAGAGUACUGAUGACUGAGAUUGGUGACAAUUUGGAUAACUCAGAUAUGUCCUCAUUAAUUUUUCUCAUGAGGGAUUAUAUGGGCCGAGGCAAGACAGCCAAGAACAAAGAUAAGAGUUUCUUGGAUCUUGUGAUGGAAUUGGAGAAACUAAAUCUGGUUGCUCCAGAUCAAUUGGAUUUAUUAGAAAGAUGCCUAAAGACCAUCCACAGAAUAGACCUGAAGACAAAAAUCCAGAAAUACAAGCAGUCUGCUCAAGCAACAGGAACAAAUUAUAUAAAUGCUCUCCAGGCCUCUCUCCCAAACCUGAGUCUUAAGGAUCCUUCUUAUAACUUAAGGCUUCAGAAUGGGAGAAGUAAAGAACAGAGACUCGUGAUGAGACAGCCUGACAUUCAAAGAGAACCAGUGAAGACAUCCAUUCAAGAAUCAGGAGCAUCUUUGCCUCGGCACAUACCAGAAGAAAGAUACAGGAUGCAGAGCAAACCCUUAGGAAUCUGCUUGAUAAUUGAUUGCAUCGGCAAUGACACAGAGCUUCUUCAGAAUACCUUCACUUCCCUGGGCUAUGAAGUCCAGUGUUUCUUGCUUCUGACUAUGAAAAACAUAAAUCAGAUUCUCCACAAAGUUGCCCAUAUGCCUCGACACCAAGACUACGACAGCUUCGUGUGUGUCCUCAUGAGCCGAGGGAGCUCCCACAGCGUGUUUGGUGUGGAUCCGUCUCCCUCAGGGUUACCUUUAGAUCACAUCAGGAGGAUGUUUAUGGGAGACAUGUGCCCUUAUCUCGUAGGAAAGCCAAAACUCUUUUUCAUUCAGAACUAUGUGAAGACAGAGUACCAUCCGGAGGACUGUGGCAUCCUGGAGGUGGAUGGGCCAGCAGUGAACAACGUGGACUCCAAGGCAAGGCAGCCUGGGCCCUGCAUGGUUCACCGAGAAGCUGACUUCCUCUGGAGUUUGUGCAAAGCAGACGUGUCUCUGCUGGAGCGGCCCUCCAUCUCGCCAUCCGUGUACCUGCAGUUUCUCGCCAAAAAACUGUGGCAAGAAAGAAGACGACCACUUGUGGAACUCCACAUUGAACUGAAUGACAGUGUAUAUAACUGGAACAGAGGAGUGUCUGAUAAGGAGAAGUACUACGUCAGUCUGCAGCAUACCCUGAGAAAAGAACUCAUUCUCUCCUGCAAUUGAAAAGCCAACGACUCUUCUGGCUGCAAAAACCAGCAGAGAUCGAAUUGGUAGAAGAAACUGCUGGAGGACUUCUGGCCAAGAUGGAGGUGUAGGUGGACACACUGUGCCUCUUUGCACAACCAAAAUUAAGCACAACCAAAAUUUAGUAACAAAAAAACAACCAGGACAGAAAAUUGAACUGUCCAGAAGUCCGGAAGUCCGACCGGUAAGAAGGCGGAGUCAGUGGCCGGAGGAGAGGGGUUGCAGCAGGAAAAGCGGUGCCUGGCAGACUCUGGUGUGCAGGGCACAGGCGGCUGUCAGCAGACCCCAGGUGUGCAGGUGGUGGCUAGCAGACCCUGGGCAUGGGGAGGCAAUGAGCAGACCCAGUGAGGCAUGCAAGGCAGCUGGCUGUCUGCAGUCACACAUUUGUGUGUAGAGAAACCAGGUGAAAACGGGCAGCGAGAUAGACCGUGC
Messenger RNA from Phyllostomus hastatus (greater spear-nosed bat), 2869 nucleotides. It is a transcript of the gene CFLAR, whose product is annotated as CASP8 and FADD like apoptosis regulator. The record is from RefSeq and is a predicted model, not a curated record. Bases 872 to 2416 code for a protein of 514 amino acids. NCBI's taxonomy places the organism in Eukaryota, Metazoa, Chordata, Mammalia, Chiroptera, Phyllostomidae. The transcript is spliced from 10 exons. Gene Ontology annotation, biological process: proteolysis; negative regulation of extrinsic apoptotic signaling pathway via death domain receptors. Gene Ontology annotation, molecular function: protein binding; cysteine-type endopeptidase activity.